GCUGUACCUCGCAACAAAACAAACAAACCUUUACCUCAUUUUGCUGUCAAAACAAACGAACACUGUCGGAUUCCACCAGAAAUUGCAAAUACGAACGGUAGAGGAAAUUGCUUAUUUUAACUACAAUUUUGCUGAAAAUAACUAUAAAAAAUCAUGUCCGAGAGCAGUUCUAAGGAUACUGUGCUGAAAACAGCGAUGACAUACAUCUGUGGCGAGUGUCAUCAUGAAAACGAGAUGCGUCCGCGUGAUCCCAUACGUUGUCGUGAAUGUGGCUACCGCAUCAUGUACAAGAAGCGUACAAAGCGCUUGGUUGUUUUCGAUGCCCGUUAAUAUCCGCAUCGUUCAAUGAUGAAUUAAAUAUUAGAAUUUUAAGUGAAUCCUUUAUUUAGAAAUAAAAUAUAGCAUACGAAAAAUGUC
Messenger RNA from Rhagoletis zephyria (snowberry fruit fly), 417 nucleotides. It is a transcript of the gene Polr2K, whose product is annotated as DNA-directed RNA polymerases I, II, and III subunit Rpb12. Gene Ontology annotation, biological process: DNA-templated transcription. Lineage: Eukaryota; Metazoa; Arthropoda; Insecta; Diptera; Tephritidae. Gene Ontology annotation, molecular function: zinc ion binding; DNA binding. Gene Ontology annotation, cellular component: RNA polymerase II, core complex; RNA polymerase III complex; RNA polymerase I complex. The record is from RefSeq and is a predicted model, not a curated record.